Messenger RNA from Amorphotheca resinae ATCC 22711, 1452 nucleotides. RefSeq lists its product as hypothetical. Gene Ontology annotation, molecular function: DNA binding. Bases 1 to 1452 code for a protein of 483 amino acids. The record is from RefSeq and is a predicted model, not a curated record. The transcript has 2 exons. NCBI's taxonomy places the organism in Eukaryota, Fungi, Ascomycota, Leotiomycetes, Helotiales, Amorphothecaceae.
AUGGAAUUUGAUGGGAGGAAGAUCUCUGGAGAAGCCGAAUCAGAGAGAACUCCGAUCGGAAGUCGGAACAAAGAAAUCGAGACGCAGAAAGCGGAAUCCAAAACGAUACUAAGGCCCAAGGAAACCCAAAAAUCAACGUCGACGUACUCGCAGGAUAGAGAGUCAAAAAUGGCGCCAGCCGACACUGAGAUAUCGGGGAACGGAGUGCCUCAGGAGCUCGACAUCAAGGAAACCGAUGCUCACUCCUUGAAGGUCACAGGGAAGGAGAGUGACGGAGUUAAGUUGGCGGAGAAAGAAAACUUGGCAGUGAACAGCCUAGCAGAAGUGACCGCAGCUGAGGAUGGAAGACUGGGACAAGCGAGCAUACGUGAUAUACAACCAAGCCGAACAGGAGACAAAAUUGGCCCUGAAGGAAACCAACCAUAUGAAGACUCAGGUGGAGAUAUGCAUCCGGAAGAAGGACUUGAACAUCUAAGUCAGAAGAAAACUCAAGCCGCAGAAACCUUCGACCAGCAAGGAAAUCGAGCAAAGGAUACGGUCUGUGAAAAGCCUCGUCAGGCUGACGACAAAAGUGACCAGAAGGGGUCUUCCGCUGGGACAGCCCCUGAGGCGGAAGGGUCUCAACUAGGAGACACUGACACCGGGGUAAGUAAUACAAGUGGAGGCCUAUUGAGGGACACUCAGAAAGAGAUAAGCGCUAUGCCAACGGCGAAACUAAUUGGGGGCGGAACCAACGUACCACUGUCUGAUGAAGAGGGGAAUAAAGAAGUUCAAGAAUCCGAAGAGAAACCUGAUGAGGAGAAACACCAGGACAACGCUCGCACCUACCAGGGUCCGAGUCAAUAUGAAGAAUGCUCUGAUUUGGUAAAAGUAAAGCCCCAACAGAGUAAACCGUCUGACCAGGAAGGACUUGACGAAGGCGAAGAAUUUCAUCUGCAGCCAGUAGCAGAAGACCAACACCACAAAGAGCAACAAAGUUCAGGUAAUGGUGGAAACGAAAUUCAAGGAGAUGAUAAACUCGAACAUCAGUCAUUACCAAGACCAUCCUCGCCCAAGCCAUCCCAGUCGACUACCCAACCUGAAAGGAACUUCGACAUAAUAAUUCCCCCACUUGACAGCAAUCACCUGUCGAACGAACCCGCCCCCUCUCCACAAUCCAAUGAAACCACGAAAGUUAAGAGACCCCGCGGACGUCCACCAAAGAAAAACGUUUCAAGCGAACCACAGCAAAAGAAAGACAGCCAAGUUCCAAAUCCGACGAAAGAAUCUGUCAAACAACGAGAUGACGGCGUGGAUGUUCCCAAGAAGAGAGGAAGGGGAAGACCCAAGAAAAGCGAAUCUGGGGUUGAGGUCGAGAAGGAAACAAAAGAUAUGGGUAAGAGGAAGGCGGAAGGGAAACCAAGCGAUGAAGCAGGGGCGAAAAAAGUGAAGGGAAGACAGACCAAGAAGUAG